Messenger RNA from Artibeus jamaicensis (Jamaican fruit-eating bat), 13965 nucleotides. RefSeq names its product ankyrin 2 (gene ANK2). The transcript is spliced from 50 exons. NCBI's taxonomy places the organism in Eukaryota, Metazoa, Chordata, Mammalia, Chiroptera, Phyllostomidae. The record is from RefSeq and is a predicted model, not a curated record. The coding region runs from base 359 to 12310 and encodes 3983 amino acids. Gene Ontology annotation, cellular component: T-tubule. Gene Ontology annotation, molecular function: protein binding. Gene Ontology annotation, biological process: signal transduction; regulation of cardiac muscle contraction; protein localization to T-tubule.
GGGAGUGAGUGUGGGUGGAGGAAUGCGUGUAAACAGGGGAGUGAGUGUGGGUGGACCACUGUGCUCGGGAACGAGAGUGUUGCGGGCGCGCGGAGCCUCCCCUCCCCCCUCCCGGCGCGGGCGCGAGUCCGGGUGCGCUCGGCGUCCCCGGCGGGGCAGCAGCGAGAAGCAGCCUCCGUCCGGGUCAUUCUCCUGUCCUGACCGCGGCGCCUGGAGGAGCCCAGCCGAGGCUCUGGCCCAAAGCAGUGGGCGCGCGGGAGGCUCGGCCGGGACCCCAGUCAACCGCGCCCGUGCUCUGCGGCGCCGGAGGAGGAGCCCCCGGGGCUGAGGGAGCCCCGGGCGGGGCUGCGGGAGGAGGAUGGCGUCGCCCCCCGCGCCGGCCUCGGGAGGCGCGGCCCGCACACCGCCGAGCCCCCAGCGGAUGCGUCAGUCGGACAGCAAUGCCAGCUUCCUCCGCGCGGCCCGAGCCGGCAAUCUGGACAAGGUCGUGGAGUACCUGAAGGGAGGCAUCGACAUCAACACCUGCAACCAGAAUGGACUCAACGCGCUCCACCUGGCGGCCAAGGAGGGGCACGUGGGGCUGGUGCAGGAGCUGCUGGGCAGGGGCUCGGCCGUGGACUCCGCCACCAAGAAGGGGAACACGGCUCUUCACAUCGCCUCUCUGGCCGGGCAGGCGGAAGUCGUCAAGGUUCUGGUCAAGGAAGGCGCCGACAUCAACGCCCAGUCCCAGAAUGGCUUCACCCCGCUGUACAUGGCUGCCCAGGAAAACCACAUCGACGUCGUGAAGUACCUGCUGGAGAAUGGCGCCAACCAGAGCACCGCCACCGAGGACGGCUUCACGCCUCUGGCGGUGGCCCUGCAGCAAGGACACGACCAGGCCGUGGCCGUCCUGCUGGAGAACGACACCAAGGGGAAGGUGCGGCUGCCGGCGCUGCACAUCGCGGCCAGGAAGGACGACACCAAGUCGGCCGCCCUGCUGCUGCAGAACGACCACAACGCCGACGUGCAGUCCAAGAUGAUGGUGAAUAGGACGACCGAGAGUGGCUUCACCCCUCUGCACAUCGCCGCCCACUACGGGAACGUCAACGUGGCCACCCUGCUCCUCAACCGCGGCGCCGCAGUGGACUUCACGGCCCGGAACGGGAUCACACCUCUGCACGUGGCCUCCAAGAGGGGAAACACGAACAUGGUGAAGCUCCUGCUGGACCGCGGCGGCCAGAUCGACGCCAAAACCAGGGACGGGCUGACGCCGCUGCACUGCGCGGCCCGGAGCGGGCACGGCCAGGCGGUGGAGCUGCUGCUGGAGAGGGGCGCGCCCCUGCUGGCCCGGACCAAGAACGGGCUGUCCCCGCUCCACAUGGCCGCGCAGGGGGACCACGUGGACUGCGUCAAGCACCUGCUGCAGCACAAGGCCCCCGUGGACGACGUCACGCUGGACUACCUGACGGCCCUGCACGUCGCCGCGCACUGUGGCCACUACCGUGUCACCAAGCUCCUCCUGGACAAGAGAGCCAACCCCAACGCCCGAGCCCUGAACGGCUUUACCCCCCUGCACAUCGCCUGCAAGAAAAACCGCAUCAAAGUCAUGGAGCUGCUGGUGAAAUAUGGGGCUUCCAUCCAGGCUGUGACAGAGUCCGGCCUCACGCCUGUUCACGUGGCGGCCUUCAUGGGCCACCUGAACAUUGUGCUGCUGCUGCUGCAGAACGGCGCCUGUCCCGAUGUCACUAACGUUCGCGGCGAGACGGCCCUGCACAUGGCGGCCCGGGCGGGGCAGGUGGAGGUCGUGCGGUGCCUGCUUCGGAAUGGCGCCCUGGUGGACGCCAGAGCCCGGGAGGAGCAGACCCCUCUGCACAUCGCCUCGCGCCUGGGCAAGACGGAGCUGGUGCAGCUGCUGCUGCAGCACAUGGCGCACCCCGACGCGGCCACCGCCAGCGGGCACACGCCGCUGCACAUCUCCGCCCGGGAGGGCCAGGCGGGCGUGGCCGCGGUCCUCCUGGAAGCAGGGGCCGCCCACUCCUCAGCCACCAAGAAAGGCUUCACCCCCCUGCACGUGGCGGCCAAGUACGGGAGCCUGGACGUGGCCAAGCUGCUGCUGCACCGGCGGGUGGCGGCUGACUCCUCAGGGAAGAACGGCCUGACCCCGCUGCACGUGGCUGCUCACUACGACAACCAGGAGGUGGCCCUGCUGCUGCUGGAGAAGGGCGCGUCCCCUCACGCCACCGCCAAGAACGGCUACACACCCUUGCACAUCGCCGCCAAGAAGAACCAGAUGCAGAUUGCUUCCACGCUCCUCAGUUACGGAGCCGAGACGAACGUGGUCACCAAGCAGGGCGUGACCCCACUGCACCUGGCCUCCCAGGAGGGGCACUCGGACAUGGCCACCUUGCUCCUGGAGAAGGGCGCCAACGUCCACACGUCGACCAAGAGUGGACUCACUGCCUUACACCUGGCCGCCCAGGAGGACAGAGUGCACGUCGCUGAGGUUCUCACCAAGCACGGGGCCGACCAGGACGCCCACACAAAGCUGGGCUACACUCCUUUAAUCGUGGCCUGUCACUACGGAAAUGUGAAAAUGGUCAACUUCCUCCUGAAGCAGGGAGCGGACGUCAAUGCCAAAACCAAGAGCGGCUACACGCCCCUGCACCAGGCUGCGCAGCAGGGCCACACGCACAUCAUCAACGUGCUGCUGCAGCACGGCGCACGGCCGGACGCCACCACCACGAAUGGCAACACCGCCCUGGCCAUCGCCAAGCGGCUGGGCUACAUCUCGGUGGUGGACACGCUGAAGGUUGUGACUGAGGAGGUCACCACCACCACGACUAUCACUGAAAAACACAAACUGAAUGUUCCUGAGACGAUGACCGAGGUGCUCGAUGUUUCCGAUGAAGAGGCUUUUAAACGGUUUGGUGACCACUUUAUUGAUGGGGAAGUACUGAGUGACUCAGGUGACGACACCAUGACUGGGGACGGUGGCGAGUACCUGAGGCCCGAGGACCUGAAGGAGCUGGGCGAUGACUCACUGCCCGGCAGCCAGUUCCUGGACGGCAUGAACUACCUGCGCUACAGCCUGGAGGGGGGGCGCUCCGACAGCCUCCGGUCCUUCAGUUCCGACAGGUCUCACACCCUGAGCCACGCCUCCUACCUGCGGGACAGCGCCAUGAUUGACGACGCAGUCCUGAUCCCCAGUCAUCAGGUGUCGGCGCUCGCCAAGGAGGCGGAGAGGAACGCUUACCGCCUCAGCUGGGGCCCCGAGACCCUGGACAAUGUGGCCCUGUCUUCCAGCCCUAUUCACUCAGGCCGCACCUCUCCGUGUCUCGAUCGCGACAACAGCAGCUUCCUGGUCAGUUUCAUGGUGGACGCCCGCGGGGGCGCCAUGCGGGGCUGCAGACACCACGGGCUGCGCAUCAUCAUCCCGCCACGCAAGUGCACGGCCCCCACGCGGGUCACCUGCCGCCUGGUGAAACGCCACCGACUGGCCACCAUGCCCCCGAUGGUGGAAGGAGAAGGCCUGGCAAGCCGCCUCAUCGAAGUCGGACCCUCUGGUGCUCAGUUCCUGGGGCCUGUCGUCGUGGAGAUCCCCCACUUCGCUGCCCUCCGCGGGAAGGAGAGGGAGCUGGUGGUGCUGCGCAGCGAGAACGGGGACGGCUGGAAGGAGCACUGCUGCGAGCACACGGAGGACGAGCUCAACGAGGUCCUCAACGGCAUGGACGAAGUGCUGGACAGCGCGGAGGACCUGGACCGCAAGCGCAUCUGCCGCAUCGUCACUCGCGACUUCCCGCAGUACUUCGCUGUGGUGUCGCGCGUCAAACAAGACAGCCACCUGAUUGGGCCUGAGGGCGGCGUGCUGAGCAGCACCGUGGUGCCUCAGGUGCAGGCCGUGUUCCCCGAGGGUGCGCUGACCAAGCGGAUCCGCGUGGGCCUGCAGGCUCAGCCGAUGCACAGUGAGCUGGUCAAGAAGAUCCUCGGGAACAAGGCCACCUUCAGCCCCAUAGUCACGUUGGAGCCUCGAAGGAGGAAAUUCCACAAGCCCAUCACCAUGACCAUCCCUGUCCCCAAAGCUGCCAGCGACGUUGUGCUGAAUGGCUUUGGGGGAGAAGCGCCAACCUUGAGGCUGCUGUGCAGUAUAACAGGUGGAACCACCCCUGCCCAGUGGGAAGACAUCACGGGAACCACGCCGCUGACGUUUGUCAACGAGUGUGUCUCCUUCACCACCAACGUGUCUGCCAGGUUCUGGCUGAUAGACUGUCGACAAACCCAGGAAUCUGUCACCUUUGCCUCCCAAGUGUACCGAGAAAUCAUCUGUGUGCCCUACAUGGCCAAGUUCGUGGUGUUUGCCAAGUCCCACGACCCCAUCGAGGCCAGGCUGCGGUGUUUCUGCAUGACCGACGACAAGGUGGACAAGACGCUGGAGCAGCAGGAGAACUUCGCCGAGGUGGCCAGGAGCCGGGACGUGGAGGUGCUGGAAGGGAAGCCCAUCUACGUGGACUGUUUCGGCAACCUCGUGCCCCUGACCAAGAGCGGCCAGCACCACAUAUUCAGCUUCUUUGCCUUUAAGGAGAACAGGCUUCCCCUCUUUGUCAAGGUACGAGACACGACUCAGGAACCCUGCGGACGACUGUCAUUUAUGAAAGAGCCGAAGUCCACCCGAGGCCUGGUGCAUCAAGCGAUCUGCAACCUGAACAUCACCCUGCCCGUUUACAUAAAGGAGUCAGAGUCAGACCAGGAACAGGAGGAAGAGGUCGAUAUGACAUCAGAAAAAAACGAUGAGACAGAGUCAACAGAAACGUCUGUCCUGAAAAGCCACCUGGUCACGGAGGCCCCGGCCCUGGCCAGCCCAGACUUGCUCUCGGAGGUCUCCGAGAUGAAGCAGGACCUGAUCAAGGUGACGGCGCUCCUGGCCACUGGCGCGGCCAGCAGGGCAGGUGCCCUCGGGGAGAAGGCACUGGCCGGGGCCGCGGAGGAGGAGCCAGGGGAGCCCUUUGAGAUCGUGGGGAGAGUGAAGGAGGACUUGGAGAAGGUGAACGAGAUCCUGAGGGGCGGGGCCUGCUCAGGGGGCAGUGGCCGCGGGCCAGGGUCCCAGCCUGCGGGGCCGCAAGUGGACGAGGAGUGGGUGCUCCUCAGUGAUGAGGAGGUGGCAGAGGCCAAGCAAAGGGCCCCCCUGGAGGUCCCUGAGGUCCCCUGUGUAGAAAUCAGGCUAGAGAAGGAGACCCCAGCACAGGGACAGAGGGACGCCACAGGGCUGGUCACCUACCUCACAGAGGAUCUGAACUCCUACCCGGUGGCUCCUGGAGGGGCCCCGCGGUCAACGCCCCCCACAGCCGGGGACAGACGCUCGGAAAGCGAAGCAAAGGACGUUCCCCGGGAUGAGGCGCAGAGGACGCAGACCCUACAGCAGCCAGGCCUGGGGGUAAAGAAGCCAGUGCGGCGGAAGUUAAAGGACACGCAGAAACAGAGAGGGGAGAGUGCGCAAGCCGGUACAGGGAAAGGUGAGCUGAAACAGGGCAGUUCCGAAGAGUCCUUGGAGGGAGACCCAGGCUUGGCCCCCGAGCCUCUGCCCAGGGCCAAGGCCACGUCCCCCGUGAUCGAGGAGACUCCCAUCGGGCCCAUCAAGGACAAAGUGAAGGCCCUGCAGAAGAGAGUGGAAGAUGAGCAGAAGGGGCGAAGCAAGUUGCCUGUCAGACUCAAAGGCAAGGAGGAAGUGCCCCGCAGGGCGGGACCCCGGCCACAGCCGGCCGCGUCCCCCCCUCAAAGGCCGGACCGGCGGGCACCUGUGUCCCCCUCCUCCAAAGCGGACAGACACUCUUCCCUCACCUCCUCAGCCAAGUCCGAGCGGCAUCCUCCAGCAUCGCCACCGAGCAAGACCGAGAGACACUCGCCUGUGUCUCCCUCAGCAAAAACCGAGCGACACUCGCCCGGGUCCUCAUCAGGUAAAACCGAGAGACACUCACCUGUGUCACCUUCAGGUAAAAUAGACAAACGCCCACCAGUGUCACCAUCAGGAAAGUUGGAGAAACACCCCCCUGUGUCACCUGGGAGGACAGACAAGCGCCUGCCCGUGUCACCAGCUGCGAGGACGGAAAAGCACCCUCCCGGGCCGGCCUCUGGGAAGACUGAGAAGCGCCUUUCGGUGGCACCUUCUGGGAGGACAGACAAGGCCGCGCCGGUGUCCCCCACCUCGAGAACGGAGCGCAUCGAGGAGACCAUGUCUGUCCGGGAGCUGAUGAAGGCCUUUCAGUCGGGCCGGGACCCAUCCAAGCACAAAGCUGGGCUGUUUGAGCACAAAACCGUCAAACUGAAGCAGCCACAGGAAAAAGGCACAGUUCGGGCUGAAAAAGAAAAGGGGCCGCUAACAGUCCAGAAAGAGACACUGAAAACAGAGAGUCCGACCGUCCGACGAGGCCAGAGGUCCCCGGGAGUGGGGGCUGCAGAACCCAGAAGAGGAGCUCGUGGUGUCUCGGGGCUGAGAGAAGAUACCACCAGAGGGAAGGAGACCCUCCCCACCGGUAGGACGCUGCCCCCCGUGGGCCCGGUGCCUGGGGAGGAGCUGGACGAGCGGGAAGACGCGGACCUCCAGAUCAGCCCCGACCGCAGAACCUCCACUGACUUUUCCGAGGUCAUUAAGCUGGAGCUGGAAGACAAUGACAGGUACCAGCAGUUCCGUCGCCAGGAAGAGCCUGAAGAGGUGCCGCUGGUGCCGGAGCAGGUGCUCACCAGCCCCUUCCCCACGGCCUUCCCACCGGAGCCUGGCAGUGUGCAGCCACUCCCAGCCUUGACCUUCCGCCUGGAUGGCAGCUGUGAAAAUCUGGGGCAGGAAGGGGUGGCAGGGUCUCCCUGCGGCAGCCUGAUGGAGGGGACCCCGCAGGUCAGCUCGGAAGAGAGCUACAAGCAUGAGGGCUUGGCAGAGACCCCCGAGACAAGCCCAGAAAGCCUUUCCUAUUCACCAAAGAAAAGUCAGGAGCAAACGGGGGAAACCAGUGCAAACACCGCCUUCAAAACAGACGUUCAUUCAGGCAAAGUGCAUCCCUCCACCAAAGACUCUCCUGAUGGUGCCGAAGAGCCGGGCAUGGCUGCUGCGGAGGGCGCAGAACCCGGGGCCAGGUGUGUGAAGGAGGGCGCCCUGGACCCUUCCAGAGAGACGGGCCCCGAACCGGAGGGCGAAAGCUCGGGCCGCUGUACUGUGUCCUCAGCAAAGGAAGCACCUGCCGGGCUGAUGAAGGACGUGGUCUGUGAUGAUGGCCCCCGUGCCCACAAGACACAGACGGAUCCUGGAGCUCAGGGACCCACGAGCCCCAAGCCCUUAUCGACUGAGGCCCCUGUGAGGACCGCCCAGUCCCAGGCAUCCCCGCGCAGUCCCCAGGGGCUGGACCUACCACUCCCUCGCUCUGACCCCGAGGUCCUCAGUCCCGGGGCUGACGAGUCGCUGGCGGUGAGCCACAGGGACUCCUUGGAAGCCAGCCCUGUGCUGGAGGACAACUCCUCACACAAAACCCCGGACUCCCUAGAGCCCAGCCCCCUGCGGGAGUCUCCCUGCCGCGACUCCCUGGAGAGUAGCCCCGUGGAGCCCGAGGCGAAGGCCGGGUCGCUCCCGGGCCACGCCCCUCUCCCCGUGGCCGGUGCCAAGACCGACUUCUUCACAGAGAUGGCUUCCGUGAGGUCCCGGCUGCUGCGAGACCCCGAUGGCAGUGCCGAGGAUGACAGUCUGGAGCAGACGUCCCUGGUGGAGAGCUCCGGGAAGAGUCCCCUCUCUCCCGACACCCCCAGUUCUGAAGAAGUCAGCUAUGAGGUCACACCCAAGGCCUCUGAUGCCAGCACCCCCAAACCAGCUGUGAUUCAUGAGUGUGCUGAGGAGGAGGACUCAGAAAACGGGGAGAAAAAGAGGUUCACCCCUGAAGAGGAGAUGUUCAAAAUGGUGACCAAAAUCAAAACCUUUGAUGAACUUGAACAAGAAGCCAAGCAGAAAAGAGACUGUCGGAAAGAAACGAAGCCCGAAGAGUCAUCUUCACCCUCUGACCUGGACGCUGAUGGCCCGGCAUGUGCACAGGACGGAAGUGACACCCCCGUCAUGGUGACCUCGGACAACAGAAAGGCAUCCUCCCCCUCGGAGAGUGAGCCUGAGCUGACGCGGCAGACAGGAGCUGAGCCGGGGCUGCUCCCAGAGCCGGUCAUUCGGGUGCAGCCCCCGUCCCCACUCCCGUCCAGCUUGGACUCAAACUCCAGUCCCGAGGAGGCACCAUUCCAGCCCGUUGCUUCCAAACAGUACACUUUCAAGAUGAAUGAAGACACUCAGGAAGAGUCCAGUACAUCAGAAGAAAAAGAGUGUGAAUCUCGUUUGCCUGAAGAUGGUCACGCAGAUCCCACUGGAGGCCCGGAUCUGCCGCAUGAGGAUCUGAACAGAGAUGCCGACCCACCGAACAUCUGUGCCGGCCGCGGGUGUGCAGCAGGGAGUCCUGGCCACUCGGCCCCAUCUGUGUCCUCAGGUCCCUGUGGCCCCGGCAGGGAGGAGCUUGUCGUCUGGGAGGAUCCGUUGUCUCCCCAGGACCCAGGCGAGGACUCAAGAGGAGGAGAGCUAGGGGCUUCUCAGGGGGGAUCUCCACAGGCCGGUGGCCCCGGCGAGGGCUCGUCACCUUUGUCCCCGUUGCCUGACUGUUCAGCAUCUGGAGGUGCUGUCUCUGCGUCUUCUCCAGCAAAAACGGAGGGCACAGAGACCAGCCACGCUUCCGAGAGCUUCCAGGACAUCCCCGCACUGGACUCCUCCCUGGCUGUUCAGACAGACAGUCUGUCUGUGGGCGGUCCAGGCUGUGACCCCUCUGAGGCUGCAGACACCUGCGAUCUUCAGGUCACAAGCCCGUAUGAAAAUGUGCCUCCUCAGUCCUUCUUCUCUGGCAAAGACAGCAAGUCCCCAACAAGUGCAGAACACUCCGGUUUUCAUGCUUCUGACGUGUGUUCUGUGACUGUCGCGUCCACUGUGGACAGCACGCCGGCGGCCCGUGUCUCUAGUGAGGCUGUUUCAAGCAAAGGCUCCAAUUUUGGGGACCAGGGCCUGGAAAGCACCUCAGGGGACAUGCUGUCCGGCUGCGCCCCUGCACCCCCACAGCCCCACCUGCCGCGCUCCACUGCCGCUGCCAGCGAGCACGUGAGCCAGGUCGUCAUCACCGCCUCUGACUCGGAUCCCGAUUCCUGGAGCGAGAUCCGCGAGGACGAUGAAGCCUUUGAGGCCCGAGUGAAGGAGGAGGAGCAGAAGGUGUUUGGUUUGAUGGCGGACAGACAGUCACAGGGCACCACCCCAGACACUACUCCUGCACGGACCCCCACUGAGGAGGGGACCCCAACCAGCGAGCAGAACCCAUUUCUCUUCCAGGAAGGCAAACUGUUUGAGAUGACCCGAAGUGGGGCCAUCGACAUGACCAAAAGGCCCUAUGCAGAUGAGAGUUUCCACUUUUUCCAAAUUAGCCAAGAAUCCGGAGAAGCAGCCACCGCUGAUGACGUGAGAGAAGGGGGCGCUGUGAACGAGCCUCCACGGCCAUUGGCCCCCACCCCCGCCCUUUCAGGAUGCACUGACACAGACGAGGCUGACUUGCUUCCCAGUGUCCUGGGUGAGGAAGGAGAGGGACCCCCUGCCUCAGAUGGUGGCCUCUGCUCCCAGACAGGGACCGCAGCCUCCAAGGACACGUUGUUGGGGGAGGUGGCUAUUUCUGUGGACACCAAGGGCCUGCCCCCUGGGCAGGGUGGUGAUGUGCCUGCCGCGUCCAGUGUGAAGCUGCCGGCUGACCCCGCCUGCCCAGAACCCGCUGUCCAGGCUGCAUUGGACUUCUCCACAGUCACCAGGUCUGUGUAUGCAGAUCGGGAGGACGAUUCUCCUGACUCCUCCCCAGAGGAGCAAAAGUCAGUCAUUGAGAUCCCUACCGCAGCCACAGAGAGUGUGCCUUGUCCCGAAAGCACGUCCAAGAUCCCCAUCAGGACUUCGGCCCCAGCCCAGGCAGAGAGGGCCCAGCCUGAGGGCCUGCCCAGCCCGGAUGAGGACAGGACUGAGCCGAAGGCUAGGCCAAAGUCUAAAAUACCCAUGAAAGCACCCCUUCAGGGGGUUGGGCGGCAGCCCCUGCCCCAGGGUCCAUCCCUGCCCCAGACAGUGGCCCCUCAGGGACAGGAUACUCUAGACAGGGCAGCAGACGACAGGGGCAGAUCUGAGUCUGGUGCCAGUUCAGGGAGAGCCAGAAGCUAUGCUGAGACAGAAGUGGGGGGUGGGGAGGGGGCAGAGGAGCCCAAGCUGCAGUCAGAGGGUGAGGCCACGAGCCCCAAGCUACUUGCCACCUGUCUACCAGCACAAGGAAGGGGGCCCCCCCAGGAGAGCAAGGAGCAGUUCUUGGACCUGUACAGGAAUUCCCUCGAGUUCUUCGAGGAGAUUAGCGAUGAGGCAGCCAAGCUGGUGGACAGGCUGGCCCAGGCAGAGAGGGAGCAGGAGGCAGUUUCCGAUGACGAGAGCAGUAGUGCCCUGGACGUGUCCGUGAUCGAAAACCUGCCGCCUGCUGAGACCGAACCCCCGGUCCCCGAGGACGUCUUUGACACGAGGCCAGUUUGGGAUGAGUCCAUUGAGACUCUGAUUGAACGCAUCCCCGAUGAGAACGGCCAUGACCGUGCUGAAGAUCAGCAGGAGGAGCAGCGGCGGAUGGAGGAACGGCUGGCCUACAUUGCUGACCACCUGGGUUUCAGCUGGACAGAGUUAGCACGAGAGCUGGACUUCACCGAGGAACAGAUCCAUCAGAUCCGAGUAGAGAACCCCAACUCCCUGCAGGACCAGAGCCAUGCGCUACUGAAGUACUGGUUGGAGCGGGACGGGAAGCUUGCCACUGAUACCAGCCUCAUCGGCUGCCUCACGAAGAUCAACCGGAUGGACAUCGUCCACCUCAUGGAGGCCAGCAGCGAGCCGCUCCCGGAGCGCGGCAGCCUCGGCUGCUCGGAGCUGGAGCCGCCUACGGCGCCGGACCACAGCGAAGGCUUCUCUGCCCUCCCAGAGGAGCUGUCCACCCUGCACGCAGCGUCCAGGGAGAGCAGGUCCUGCGGCCCCCCUCCCAUUGUCUCAGACGAAGACCUCUCCGUCAGCUACUCCACCUUUCAGGAUUACACCCCCAAAACGGAAGGGGACAGCCCAGCCUCCAGACUCGUCCCCCCUACUCAGCAGGAGCAAGUGCCCCAGGGCCUGUUGGGGACUGUGCCAGCUCCAGAGCAGGAAUACUUUGUGACAACCCCAGGGACAGAAGGAUCAGACACUGAAAAGGCUGCAUCUGCACCUGGCUCUCCCAGAGGGACCCCCAAGGAGGACAGGUCCCCCCUGCGGACCCCCUCCCCCUCCCCUGGGGAGCAGGCAGACCCGCCCGUUGUGCAGGAACCCCAGGAGCCCCUGGGCCUCAGGCGGGGCGCUUCUCCCCGGAAAACCAGCCUGGUGAUAGUGGAGUCUGGGGAUGACCAGCCACCGGCCUUCGAGAGUCUUGAUGAAAACUCGGCUUUCCAGAAGGAGCUCACGGCCGAGCUGGGUGAACUGGAGGCCAGCUCAGAUGACGAAGCAACAGUCACCACCAGGGUCGUCCGCCGGCGUGUGAUUAUUCAGGGUGAAGACAUGCCUGAAGUGCCCCCAGAAACUGUCACAGAGCAGGAGUACGUGGACGAGCACGGGCACACCGUGGUGAGGAAGGUUACCAGGAAGGUCAUCAGGCGGUACGUGUCCCCUGACGGCAUAGAGAGGGAGGAGGUCACCGUGCAGGGACAGCCCCAGGAACCCAUCAGUGUCGAGGAUGGGGACGGCUUCUCCAAAGUCAUAAAGCGUGUGGUGCUGAGGAGCGACACCGAGCAGUCAGAGGUGACUCUGUCUGAGCCCAGUGCCCUGUGUGAGUCCUCGAGGUUCCAGGCUGAGCCCGUGGACGGCCGGCGUGUCAGCAAAGUCGUGAAAACGACAGUGAUGCGUGGAGAGAGGAUGGAGAAGCACCUGGGGGACCCCCGUCUCGCUUCCGACCUUCCCUCCGCCAAAGCCGACUUUGAAGAGGCGUUGAGGUUCGCAGGUAGCCCCGCGCAAGUCCACCUCCCCAGCUUAGUAGAGCGCGAGAUCCUGAGAGAGGACGGAUCGGUCGUUAGAAGGACGACGCUCAGUAAGGCCAGCACGCGCAAGAGGGCGGUGGUGAAGGACCAGCAGGGGACACGGGUGCACCUGGAGCGGCUGGAGGAUGUGCCUGAGGCCCUGGAGCGGGACGCCUUCCAGCACGACCUCCAGCAACUGCUGCGGCGUUUCUGCCAGGACGGCCCGAAGCGAGAGGCCAAGUGAGGGCCCCGCAGCUCACGUCGGAAACCCUGUCGCACCUUCGGUGCACAGCGCACCCCCUUUUGUCAGAGGAGCAGCCUGCCUGGCCCCGGGGCCCUGACACCCCCCCCUCCAGCACACACACUGCACUUGGUUAGCUCGCCCCCACCCCCUUUAACUGUACGCUAAUUUGUGACCAAAGAUAGCAUCCUCGUCCUGGGUGCUGUGUCCCCAAUGUCCUGGCGUCUGGACCGGCCUGGGCACUGGCCACUCCUCGUCCCUCGCUUCCGCCCGGGCUCCAUGCAAAGCCGUCGAUCAGGGCAACUCCCUGUGCACCUCGCCCCGGGACGAGCAGGUGCGGUUCGUUCAGGUCUCGCUAACAAUCCAGCGAGGGCACCUUCCGCUGCGCAACAGGUCAGACCUACCAGACCUAACAGUCCAGCGUAGCUUCGGCCCUUCCGGGGUGAGGACCCCAAGGAACUGCCCCAGGGGAGCUCGGACUGUGGCCGGGAGUGUUGGCAGGGCGCUUCACAAGGCUGCAACCCCUGCCCUGCUCCAGACUCCCGUCGCUGCUCGCGCAGACCGCGCUGUCUUACGGGCGGCCCUUCGGUCCGGCCACUGAGCAGGCUCUGCCCGCAGCACCUGCAGUCGUCGGUGGGAGGUUCCGGCUCCUCCUCCUCCCUCCAGGCCCGUCUCCGCGAGCGCCUGCAUGUCGCACCUGGAAACCCGGCCCGGUCAGAGCCCUGCUCUCAACACUCGGGCGGUUUUCGUUCUUACCCAGGACACGUCUCACCCUUCAGUGAGAUGGACAAGAUGGCAGACAAGAUGGAGAAGUCCUUAAAAAUUUGGGUUUGGUUAAAAGUUUUGGUUUAUUUAUUUGAACCCUGAGGUGCAUUUGGGCAUUUCCCGUGUGUUUAUUUCAAAGCAGGGCCUCCCGUCACCUGAGUGGUCCCCACGCCCCGGUCUGCAUUCUUCCAGUGGUCAGAGCUGCGCAACAUUUUAAUCACAUUUACUCACAAAUAUAUUCCUGUAAACAGUAUACGUUUUGGACAUUAUUUGUUAAAGAAAAGCAUAUGCAAUGGAGAUGCAAUUUAAGAACAAACACCAGAGUCUAUCCUCCCUGAUGGCGCAUUCCCGAUUCCAGCCGGUCUUUUCCUGCAAAACCAAUCCUUGCUCCCAAUGUCACAAACCUCGAGACACACAGUGCCACUCAGUCACUUCAGGGAGCGUGGCAGGAGGGCAUGUCCUGGGGACGGCCCCCACGCUGUGCCUCCCGCCCCUCGUGGCUGUGGGGUUGGAAGUUCGUCCUCUGCAGCCGAAGUGAGAGGCCAGUGGCGAGGCCUGGACACGCGGUGGCCUCUCGUGAGCCCUUCCCUGGGCCCCAGAAAGCGUUUCUGUCGUGUGAUUUGCAGUGCAGAUGACGUCUGUGUAACAACUUAACGGUUAUUCACCUCCUUUUGGUUUUGAUUUUUGCUGUGUAAUCAAAAAACUUGAAAACUGUGAGAAGAAGUGAAUUUUCAGUUGAUGACUCGGCAUCUUGUUUCCAUGGUGAUAACACUAACUGAAUAUAUCUAUGAGGGCAUGUAUUAGUUAACGGGAAAAAUACAACACUAACAACACAUAGCUGCAACGUGUACAAUGCUGAUUUAAGUAAAUAAAACGUACAAGUGUUCACUGCA